Molecule: messenger RNA, 1005 nt
Organism: Aspergillus saccharolyticus JOP 1030-1
Lineage: Eukaryota; Fungi; Ascomycota; Eurotiomycetes; Eurotiales; Aspergillaceae
Gene: prs2
Product: proteasome core particle subunit alpha 1
Exons: 5
Coding region: 1-762 (253 amino acids)
Biological process (GO): ubiquitin-dependent protein catabolic process
Cellular component (GO): cytosol; proteasome core complex, alpha-subunit complex; proteasome core complex
Source: RefSeq, a predicted model, not a curated record
AUGUCUGGAAGCGCCUACGAUAGACACAUCACCAUCUUCUCAGACCAAGGUCGUCUGUAUCAAGUUGAAUAUGCCUUCAAGGCAAUCACCUCCGCAAAUAUCACUUCGCUAGGUGUCAGAGGAAAGAACUGCGCCGUUGUUCUGUCGCAGAAGAAGGUUGCUGAUAAAUUGAUCGACCCCUCUUCCGUUUCGCAUAUCUUCAAGCUUUCGCCGUCUGUCGGAUGUGUUAUGACCGGCUCCAUCGCCGAUGCCAGAGCGAGCGUUGACCGUGCCCGUGGAGAGGCGGCCGAGUUCCGAUACAAGUACGGCUACGAGAUGCCCUGUGAUGUUCUUGCCAAGCGCCUUGCCAAUAUCAACCAGGUCUACACGCAACGGGCCUACAUGCGCCCGCUCGGCGUUGCUAUGACCCUUAUUUCCGUGGAUGAUGAGAAGGGCCCGCAACUCUACAAAUGCGACCCUGCCGGUUACUAUGUCGGUUACAAGGCGACCGCAUCCGGUCCCAAGCAGCAGGAGGCGCUGAAUCAUUUGGAGAAGAAGCUGAAGAACAAGGACUAUGCCGAGGGCAGCUGGGAGGAGGUGGUCGAGCUGGGCAUCACCGCCUUGAGCAACGUGUUGAGCGUCGAUUUCAAGAAGCACGAGCUGGAAAUUGGCAUUGUUGGAGGGCCUCGGGCUGAUGGCAAAGAAGGCACAGAUCCGAGCUUCCGUGCCCUGACGGAGGAUGAGAUCGACGAGCGGCUGCAGGCCAUCAGCGAAAAGGACUAAUUGACUAAUCGAGUUGAGCGAGCAUCCAUGUCGGUAGAGGCAAACGAUCCAUGAAUAUUACUUUUCUGACGCUACUAUUGAACCUUGAAUGAUAACCCCUAUCUUGUUCUUGCGUACCCUGCUUUCCCUUGUCUUUCCAGUUGCCGAUCGAUCUCAGAUCUUGGAAAGUAUCCCGUGCAUCGGAGUCGGAGUUAGCGAAGCAAUCCCACUCACUUCUCCAGACAGUGGCAAUUCCAAACAGGG